CUGUCCGUAGUCACCGCAAAAGUGUGCAUCGCUUUGAUUAUGUGGAAAAGUUGUUUUUGGGUGAAAUUUUCACUCGUGUUUUUGAUCAUUUUUGCCCAGACCGCUUCCAGUAAACACCAUCACCAUGGCAGCAAGAACAGCAAGCACCAUGGAAGUAAACUUCAAAAAGCAAUACUCAACACGGUGAUGACGAUCCUAGAGAACUAUCUAGAGCACGUCUGGGACGAGGCAAAAGAUGGCAUCUACCACGUCGUUGAUGCCCCUCUGGAUAACCUCGGCGACGUGAAAGAUCUGUUUGAAGCAAUAAAGAACAGGAAAAACAAGAAAAAGCCAGGGAAGAAGCAGAAGCCUCUGUCCAAGUACGGUGCCGGUAUCAAGGACGAAAUCAAGUUCGGCCUUCACGAGAUCAUCGCCUCUCCGAUGGACAACCUGCCGGCCCUCAUUUACAACGACCGCGUCGAUCCGACCGCGCACCCGCAUUGGAAGAUGCGCUCGGAAACUGGAGGGGCAGAGCCCUAGGCUGGAGCUGCAUAUCGCCUGCCUACCCCGAACGUGACCUCAGCUGCUCGUGACGUGGGAGGACGAUGCCGUGGUGUGCUGACCCCGCUGCAUAACUGCCUACCAGCCUACGCACCUAGUGCUUAUCAGCCUGUUGAUGAAACCGCCGUUUCAUGCCUUACACUCACGGGUCUGCUAUAUUGAUAUGCAGCAGGCUCUGUCUUAUCGACUGCCCGGCGGCAUUACCAG
This is a messenger RNA of Amphibalanus amphitrite, 747 nucleotides long. RefSeq lists its product as uncharacterized. The record is from RefSeq and is a predicted model, not a curated record. Lineage: Eukaryota; Metazoa; Arthropoda; Thecostraca; Balanomorpha; Balanidae. Bases 40 to 519 code for a protein of 159 amino acids. The transcript is spliced from 5 exons.